Candidozyma auris is the source of this 2127-nucleotide messenger RNA. It is a transcript of the gene ACF2, whose product is annotated as Acf2p. Gene Ontology annotation, cellular component: cell surface. Gene Ontology annotation, molecular function: glucan endo-1,3-beta-D-glucosidase activity; endo-1,3(4)-beta-glucanase activity. Bases 1 to 2127 code for a protein of 708 amino acids. NCBI's taxonomy places the organism in Eukaryota, Fungi, Ascomycota, Pichiomycetes, Serinales, Metschnikowiaceae. The record is from RefSeq and is a predicted model, not a curated record. The transcript has a single exon.
AUGGUUGUUGACCUUUUCCAAAACCCCCUCUCCACAAGUGAGCCUCCGGCACACUUCAAGAGAAAACCCCACUCGCAACCUCCAGUCAAUUCCGCUGCCAAUGGCCCUCUCCAAACAAACAACACCUUCAACAACCUCUUGUUAGACGACCAGACCUUUCCCAUUUGGCCCCUUCCGUACUCUAUGUGGGUGUGCAAGGAUGGCGAUGCAGAUUGGGGAAUGGCUUUGAACCAUACAGACUCGUCACAGUAUGUGUUUGGGCCGGACCCAAACCAGGACCCGGCUCAAUUCUUCUUUAAUCCGCCAAAGAUCAAGUCGUUUGCUUUCACUGCUCCUGGUUUUGGUAACAACUUGAAGGUGACCACCGUGAAAAGCGGAAAACUCUCUGCGUUGGUGCAAUUGGAGAAUGGCCAGGGCCGUAUUUCGAUGCCAUUGGCCUACGGAAUGGGCUUUGUCACUGGCAUCUACGAGAACUUGGUGCCGGUGCUUACUUCCCAGGUAGGCUUUAUGGAAUUCAAAAAAGUGGGCAUUGUCAACCAGAACAGAACUGCCAAAUACUCAGUCAAGUUGUUUGACCAGAAGACGUGGCUGAUUUACCUCAGUGGAGACCCAAACAUAGACUUGCGUUUGGCUGACAACAACCACAUCGUGGCUAGUGGGUCUUCCAAGCUUUGUGUGGUGCAAGUGUGCAAAGGAGACUCUCCAGCGUAUGAUGAUGCUUGCGGAAUGUACCCUAUUAGUGUGAAGCUCUCUGGAUCAGUUGAUGCAGAGAGAAAGUCGGGCAAGUACUCGUUUAAGUACGACACUCAUGGCUCAAGCAACUCAGGCUCAAGCUUAGUUUGGUGCCUUCCUCAUCAUCAAGUAAUGCUCUCUCCAGAUAUCAAGAAAAGAGAUAGUGGCAUGCAGCUUGAUUCUCCUACAAAUGGACCCAUGAGAGGCUACGUCACAAAUGAGCUAGAAAUGACCGUUCAGAACUUGCCCACAGAUAUUGGGUUCGAGCCAUGGACUUCUGUCGAUGGCUUUUCUUUUGAUGCUAACAAUUUCACUCCUGAAAUCAAGCAGCUCAUUGGUCAGGUAGCCAGCCAGGAGAUCGAGCAGGAUGUGGCUGGCCAAUGUGAUCUCGAUUCUAUGUACUUUGGCGGAAAGCAGUUGGACAAAUACGCCUACUUGGCACUUGUGACGCAUUUCGUCCUUCAGGACCAAGAGCUUACAAAUAAAAUUUUGCCGAAGAUCAAGGCUGCUAUCGAAAAGUACGCUUCUAACUGCCAGCAGCAUCCAUUGUGCUACGACGAAAGCUGGAAAGGUGUCAUUUCUGAUACUCCACCCGAUCAGGAUUUCGGUAACUCAAACUACAACGAUCAUCACUUCCACUACGGCUAUCAUAUUCACGCCAUUGCAAUUGUGGCUCGUAUUGAUCCGGGUUGGUUGUCAGCGAACAACAAUCUAGUUCACGACUAUGCCAUGACGCUUGUAAGAGACUAUGGUAAUCCGUCAGACAAUGAUCCCUUCUUUCCGCAAUUUCGUAACUUUGACUGGUUUCAUGGCCAUUCCUUUGCGCACGGCAUCUUUCCUAGUGGUGAUGGAAAGAAUGAAGAAUCUUCCUCGGAAGACUAUCACUCAGUUUAUGCCCUCAAGCUUUUUGGCAAUGUCAUUGGGAAUCAGGAGUUGGAAAUGGCUGCCGCUUUAAUGCUUGGUAUCAUGAAAACCUCUUUGAACAUGUAUAUGAUGUAUACAUCAGACAAUGAGCUCUUACCCAAGCGUUUCACUGCAAACAAAGUGUCAGGCAUUCUUUUUGAAAACAAAAUUGACUUUGCCACCUUCUUCGGCAGAGGCACUGUUGGCGACGAAUACGUGCAUGGCAUCCACAUGAUUCCCAUCACGCCGAUGUCCUCAUACAUCAGAGGACUGAGGUAUGUCAAGGAGGAGUGGGAUGCCAAGUUGGCUGGAAUUGUUGACAAAAUUCCCGACGGUUGGCAAGGGAUUUUGAAACUCAACGCUGGUCUCUUCGAUCCCAGGUACUCGUGGAAAUGGUUUUCUAGAAAUGACUGGCAGGACAAUCUUAUUGAUCCAGGAAUGACUAGAUCGUGGGCGCUAGCCUACUUGGCAGGAAUUGGGGGUGCAAAGUGA